This is a messenger RNA of Ostrea edulis (European flat oyster), 4872 nucleotides long. RefSeq names its product RE1-silencing transcription factor A-like. Gene Ontology annotation, molecular function: RNA polymerase II cis-regulatory region sequence-specific DNA binding; DNA-binding transcription factor activity. The record is from RefSeq and is a predicted model, not a curated record. NCBI's taxonomy places the organism in Eukaryota, Metazoa, Mollusca, Bivalvia, Ostreida, Ostreidae. Gene Ontology annotation, biological process: regulation of transcription by RNA polymerase II. Bases 496 to 3198 code for a protein of 900 amino acids. The transcript is spliced from 16 exons.
CUCUUCCAUAUCAAUUCCGCCAUUUUGUAUCCGUUCUCAUUCAUUUUAUCAGGAAGUGUUGGUGUAAACAAGUCCUCUAUAAUAGUCUGUGAUCAGGGACAAUAUUAGAUAAAAUUGAAUUUGCAAUUUGGAUAUAUGCGAUUUAUUUUCUCAUCUCACUCAGUCGUUGCCAUAUUUUCUGUCCCCCUAUCGUUUGAACAUUAUUCGACGCUAUUUUGUCCCGUGCCUCAUGCAGAUGUAGUGAGCCACCUUUUAUAUGAAAGACAUUAAAAAAGAACACUUGAAAAUUCUUUGUCUACAAAUGCAGUCAGAUGGAACUAUUCUCGCUGUUGUCAAUCUUAUUCCAAGGACAAUAAUUAUUCCUUCUGUGUUACUCGAUGGAAGCACAUACAUUGUGCAAUGAAAAAAAAUAAGCAUGGCAUCCAAGAAUUGUUGUUGCCUGUCCAGAACGUCUUUGGGAAAGAGUGUAUUUGAUGGCAUAGAGAUCUGAUUACUAUGGAUUCACAACAGGACUUGUCUGCCCAAUCCGUGCAAUCAACCGUAGUAAAUCUUCAAGACUUGCACAGCUACCUUGUAACUUUUAACAAAGAAAUAGGGCCAAGUGAUCAAAGUGCAUUUCAGUUAAAAACUGUGCAGGUUGGAACAAGUAUAGUGGAAGACAAAUCAGAUUGUGUGAAAGAUGAAGAAACUGAAGGGACAUUAAAUGAUGCAUCAGAGGCUAUUGGUGAGACAAACAAAGUUGUAGACAUUGGAACUCUAUCUGUGAAUUUAGGACAAAUGCAGGAUGAGGGCAGCACACAAGAAUUACAUGCAGCGGAUCAAAAUAAUGGCAUGGUCCAGGUUCAGGUACCUGUGUCUGAGAUGGGAAACUCCAAUUUGAUUCAACAUGUUCAAGUCAUCUCAAUCAAUGGAAACCAAUGCUCAACUAUUCUCAGUUCAAAUUCCUCUACUGAACUGCAAACUGGACAAUGUGAACAGGCUAUUCUAUCAUGCAAUGAGAAAUCUGAAGCAGAAGCAGUGCUAGCAACAGUGUCAACAUCUAGUUCUGGUCAGAUGGAGUCUGAAGAUGUUGCAGGAGCCCAGCUGGUAGCGUUACAGAACUCUUCUGACAGUUCCCAGCCCCAGCUAGUUGCUGUACAGACAGAAGAUAUACCUCCAGAGGCAGUGGAAGCUUCUCAAAUGCUCAUACCAAACAUUGCUGGGGGCGAAAAACUGCCAAUGGUCACCCUCAUGCCUCCAGAUGGAAGUCAGGGAGAACCCAUGAACUACUUUUUGAUUGUGACAAACAGUAAUGAGAAGGAUGGGACAAACUUAAAGCCAGUCACACUUGAUAUGAGGCACCUAAGUGAGAUCAAGACUGAGAAAGAUGAAGUGGAAGAGUUGAUUGAUGAAGAUGGGAAUGUUCGAAGAGUAAUCGAAAUCGCACCUAAAUUUGACAUUCAUGGAACACAUACCACACUGUUGCAAUGCAGAUACUGUGAAUACACUAGUCCUAAACGCUACUUGCUGAUGAGACACAUGAAAAGCCACUCUGAGGAUAAACCACAUAAAUGCAAUGUUUGUGAUAGGGGGUUUAAAACCAUGGCUUCCCUACAGAACCAUGUUAACACUCACACAGGAACUCGUCCGCAUAAAUGUAAAGAAUGUGAGUCUGCUUUCACCACUUCUGGAGAGCUUGUUCGACACAUUAGGUACAAACAUACCUUUGAGAAGCCACACAAAUGUACUGAGUGUGAGUAUGCCAGUGUUGAACUGAGUAAACUGAAGAGGCACAUGAGAUCUCAUACAGGAGAAAGACCUUAUCAAUGUAUGCAUUGUAAUUAUGCCAGUCCAGACACGUACAAACUGAAACGCCACUUACGAAUCCAUACUGGAGAAAAGCCAUAUGUCUGUGAUAUCUGUCAAGCACGAUUCACUCAGAGCAAUAGUCUAAAGGCUCACAAGCUGAUUCACACUGGGAACAAGCCGGUGUUUCAGUGUGAGCUCUGUCCCACUACUUGUGGCAGAAGGACUGAUUUAAAAAUCCACAUGAUGAAACUUCACUCAAGCAGCACUCCAUUGCAGUGUAAGAAAUGUGCUGAGACUUUUCCUGAUAGAUAUUCUUGCAAAAUGCACAUGAAAACACAUGAAGGGGAGCGAUGUUUUAAAUGUGAGCAGUGUGACUAUGCUGCCAUGUCGUUACGCCAUUUAGAAGCACACAUUCUAACACAUACAGGGGAAAAACCAUAUGAGUGUGAUGAGUGUGAUGCCACUUUUCGACAGAAGCAGUUACUUAAACGACAUAAAGGCCUCUAUCACACUGAUGAAACUACAUGUAUCUUAGGAGCCCCAACAAAGGACAGCAGAUUAAUUAUUGCCAAAGGAGAGACAGAUGAAAAUAGCAGGAUAAAAUCAGAGAGCAUAGAGUCUUCCUUAACAAGUGAUCAACUACUUCAUGGGAGCUUGUUGACUGAUCUGAAAGCUGGUCGGUUGGGAAACAUGCCAAAAGUUGUAAUAGUACAUCCAGAUGGCAGUGUGGAGGAAGUCACCACAAAACUGCAUAAUUUGGCACAAGAGAAGUCAAUGGAGGAGGUCAUUGUGGCAGAUAAAUUGGAUAAUAUUUCCCAUGACAAAGUCAUGGAGGAGGUUAUGAUGCAUAUAGUAGAUGAAGAGACCCAGGAAUCAGAAAAUUCAAAGUCUGCUGCCCCAGAAGAUUACACAUUUACUGUAGCUCAGACUGGUGACAGAGAAUCAGAUGGAGCACCUAUUCAGACUUAUACCAUGAUUCCAAAUGGAUCUCAGAUUCUGAGAGAUGAGGGCACACAAGCCACCCUAGAAACCGACAGUGAACAAAGUAAUGAAUCUCAGAAUAACAUGACCACCCUAAUCAGUAGCCAGACUAUUCAAAAGACAGCAGACACAGUUCUAGUCAGGAAUAAUAUGGAUAGUAUCCCAACUCUGCAAGAUGAGACUGGGAUGAAGAUUGACUUGCAAACAACUUUAGAUGUGAAUGGUGAUCCCAUUACAUUUUGUACUAGUCCUCCCUCAAUGAUGACUUCACAUGAAUUAAAUAUAGAAACACUAGACAGUCAACUUCAGACGGUGGUAUAUAGUUACUCUUGUGCACCAUUGCAACAAUGCUGUUUCCUUCAAAAAUGUUAUUUGUUUAUUAAAUUAACUUUCUAUAUCACUAUUAGGUAUCCAUUGUUUACCAUUUAGUUAUGUGAAUCCCAAAAUAAAAGAACCACUUCGUUUUUCCAUUUUACAAGAUGGCAUCCAUGACAUAUAUAGGGACGCAUUAAUCACCUGAAGUACUAAAUUCCUGACUGACCUUACCAAGCAUAGAUUUUGUCAAAAAAAAUUCUUUUAAAGUCUUAUUUAUGAAGUCAAUGAAGGUUAUAGAUAAAAUUUAUGAACCCUGUCAACUGUCAUUAAAAAUUCUUAAUUUUAUAUAGGUCAGAUCAAUUCAUUGUUGGUAGUCAACAAAUUUUCAUACAGUGAAUGAAUAUAAAUUCAUGAAUUUAUGUUAAAAAUGUUUUUGAAGUUCCUUCAAUAUAUGAAGAAUUAUACAUGAUUAUGAAGAAAAUGUCUUUAAAAUUCAUAGAUAAAAAUUUAAAAGUCUUUCCAUGGCAAAAUGUAUGCUUGGUAAGGUCAGGUAGGGUUAUACUUGUUUAGGUGAUUAGUGCAUCCCAAUGUACAUAAUGGAUGCCAUUUAAACAUUUAGCAUUUGUUUUUAUUUGGGGAUAUACAUAUCAAAAUGGUAUGCAAUGCAUAACUGAUGCUAACCAGAAGUUAGUUUCAUAAACAGAUAACUUAUUGAAAGCAAAUAGCAGUGUUGCCAAGGUGCAGAAUAAUUGCCAGUGCCAGCUGAAGUUGACUGAUCUUCCACACUUGAAUCAUGAAGGACUGUCCCCAGAUUUGGCAGAGUCAUCUGUCAAAAUAUCCAGCCGAGCAGAAUCAGUGGGAAUAUAGAAAGUAGUGAAAAACCAUUUUAUUUUAUUUUUUAAACAUCUCAAAAAAUUGGUGCGGGGGAUCCGUAAACCAACUCAAUAAAAAUAAAUGGCUUAAAUUAUCACCUGUAGUCCAAUAUUUCAUCAAGUAAACCCAGAGACUCAAAAAUGUUUGGAUGAUUCAGAUUGGGGGGAAAAAAAAGUAUUUUCAAUGAAAUUAUUUAAAAAUUGUUUUAGAUAGGUAAACCUUCUGAUUUGAUAUACAGUGUAGACUGAAAAUAUGCAACUGAAAAAUAUUUCGGAAAACUUUAAAAAGAUUUUGUUGUUGUUGUUUUUAAUGAUCACAGUGAUGUUAUUUAACAGCAAAAAGAGAAAAAGAUCAGAGGACACUGGGGCAGAGCAAAGUAAAAGGUUAUGUACAGAUGAAGUCUCCAGAAAUUAGGACAGCUUUCUGAUGACUGAUACUGAAUCAUUGAGUAUGACACCACCCCAUUCAGUGUCAUUUUACUACAAAAUACUUAACAAAUUUUACAUUUGAUUUUGGUGUAGUAUAAAUUUAUUAUGCAUGUACAAUACAUGAGCAACUUAUCAUAGAAGUGGAAGAAUCUGAUAAUCAACCAUUCUCAAAAGUCUGGGUUUCUGAGUCUAACCUUGGCCAUGGGACCAAGGCUAAGAGUGCACUCUGGACCUCUGACAUGAUGAGGAUGACAAUGAACAGGUAAAACGGUUUAAUAAAAUAAUCAAUCAGUCAUGUAUUAGUAUUGAUACUAAUUGUAUAUAGAUAAAAUGGAUCAGUCAUGCACUAGUGUUUAUACAAAUUAUCAUUAAGUUAUUAUUAAAAUACUUCUGUCUGUACUGAUGAUCUGUAGGUUUCAAUAGAAACACUGUCUUUGUUUGAUGUCGUAUAUGUAUUAGAAUGAAUAUUAAAAAUCUUUGAUUUGUC